GAGAGGAAGCAAACAAAGGGUUGAGUUUGUUUACAGGUUUGCAGACUGAUUAAAACACUUCAUUCUUUUUUGUUGUGUUUUCAUGUUACUUUUUUAAGCUCUACUUGGAUUAUGUACUCAGAGGCACGAUCCUGAAAUGCAUUCAAGACCACCAAAUUCGUCCGAUGGCUCGACCGCAGUAACAGCAUCGGAGGCCAGCGGAGGAGAUCUACCACCUGUCGGUGCCACAGGAGCGCAAACGUCCCGUUUAAACCGCGGCUCUACCGGAGGAGGAGAACCGGAUUCGCCUUCCUGGUGCAGAACCCCGAAGAGCUUUGACGUUUUUCAGAGCCGGACGAUAUUCCGCUUCCCUCGCCGUUCCUCCAGUGGAUAUUUUUCCUCUGACUGCGACUCAUUGCCAAGCUCCCCGCUCUCCCCGAAGCCAGUGAUGUCUGACAAAGCGAUACAGACCCCGAGCCUCACCGGACAGGUGCUAAUACACGCCCUGCAGCGCAUGGGUGAGGUGCACGGUGAAGGACCGGGCACGCAACACGAUCCGUCACCCAGCCCCUCUAGGACGUGGCAGCAAAACGCAGCAGGGGACAUGCAGGCAGAGACAUUCGGACAACAGCUCAGACGAAUAGGAGACGAGUAUAAUCAUCUCCUAUUGCAAAGGAGGGCACCUAGACCGGUUGUUCUCCUGCCGAACAUAGUGCCUCAUAUCCACCAGGAGCCUGUCACCCUUAUCUGUGUAGGCCUACUGCUGAUACUGAUUGGGCGAUGGAUUUGGAUACAAGGCAAUACAAACACCCAGGACACCCAGGUUUAAAAUGAGAGUGGUAGACCUAGAAACCCGGCAGAUGUAGCAUUUUUUUACUAACUGUUUUUGGAUCUACGUUUUUUGGGGGGGGAACUCGUUUUUAGCCUCUACUCUCUGCUUUUCCAUUUGCAAAAAAGACUGCUUUUGUCUCCUGGAACUCUAAUCCUUUUUUGUGUUUGCACCAAUGUUUUUCCGUCAUGGCCUCAAAGAUUUUGUGAUGCUACCAAAGAGGCAAGAUUUUGCAAUUCUUUGUGGGCAGGGGCAGUCGCAAUACCUUAAUAUGCCUCUGCAAAAUGACGCCUAUGGAAAUUCAAAUGUGCCUUGAACAGUUUCUCGUUUACUUCGCUAGCUUUCCAUACAAUUUUUUUUUUGUACAAAGAUAAUGUUCUCCCCAGGUCAAAAUAUCUGUCAAAAUGGAUGACUUUGGUUUGGAAUUGCACCUGCAUCACAUUCAUUGCCAUCAUGCAGCAGACUCAGGACCUCUGUAGGAAUCAGCCGGACCAGACUUGCAUCAGUAUCCAACAUGUUUUUAAAAAUACUUGUGGCAGAUUGACAGCACACCAGCAUUUUAGAACUCAAAUGAAUUGGGUAUUAUGUUUUUCUUGAAUCUAUAAUCUGGAUUAUUAUCCCUUAAAAGGUACUUUUAAGUUACUGAUAUAUAGCAGGAGACAUCUGUAUGAAUCUUCAUUUGUUUUCUAAACAUAUAUAGCAUAGAAAUUUGUUGUCUUCUAAAACUGCAAAAUUGAUGUUUUAUCACUGUGUUUCAUGACUACUUUAACAACAAUUGGUACAUAAUAUACAGCACAACCUGAUAAUGAACUGAGCCCACCCAAGUAGAUUUUACCAUCUGCAUCUUUUAGACUUUAUCAAAAAACCCUUAAUCAUAACACAAGAUGAUAUUGAACCAACUUCCUGCAGUAGUAGAUACAAGUCUUCCAAUCUCCACUAGAGAACUCAAAAAUGGGUUAUACCACCAAAUACUAUCUGUGUACAUGGCUUCCUACAAGAUGACAUCAAAAUGCAAUAACAGUUUUCUUCUUUGGUCAUUUUGUAUUCAGCAUUAAAGCAAAGAAAAAGAGUGUGUUAAUAACCAAAAUCUGAAUGUGAGUGUUCCAUUUUUGUUUAAUAACAAAAUUGGAGGAAUUGUUACUAAGUUGAAAUCCAGUUAGCAGAGUGGUGUUGAUGAACAAAGUGAACAACAAAACUAUUAAAUAGUGUCAUUUCACAGUGUCUUGUUUAUGCAUUAUGCAACCUUUAAAUUUAAACUAAUCAACCAUUACUGUCUUCCACCUUCUUCGUUAAGCAUCUGGUUUUACCAUUAGCAGGCAGAGUGCAAUGGUUUCUUGACAAGGUCACGAUAUCCGUAUAUUAGCACAGUGAUUCAGACCUGGCCAAGUCUCCAUACGCUUGCCAGGUCAUUAAAUAGUUAGUUUGAGUUUUGGACAAACACCAAACAUUGAAUAGUGCAAGUCAAAGACUCUUAAAUAACUAAGUGAUUAGCGAACAGCGGAAAUAGAGGCUUCAGAUUAAAAACAUGUAUUUGUAUCUUUGAACUCUUGAUGCCAAUGAAAACCUUUGUUGUGUUAUAAUGUAAGAAUUCAUGAUCCUUAAAAAAAUAGAUAUUGGGUUAUGUUACGAAAAAAUAAAUGUUACCACUUAAUCCUGAUUAAAUCUGAAGUAAAUACAAA
Maylandia zebra (zebra mbuna) is the source of this 2487-nucleotide messenger RNA. RefSeq lists its product as uncharacterized. NCBI's taxonomy places the organism in Eukaryota, Metazoa, Chordata, Actinopteri, Cichliformes, Cichlidae. The record is from RefSeq and is a predicted model, not a curated record.